This is a messenger RNA of Amblyraja radiata (thorny skate), 18362 nucleotides long. Its product is annotated as plectin. Gene Ontology annotation, molecular function: cadherin binding; ankyrin binding; structural constituent of cytoskeleton. The transcript is spliced from 19 exons. Gene Ontology annotation, biological process: hemidesmosome assembly; wound healing; intermediate filament cytoskeleton organization. Gene Ontology annotation, cellular component: focal adhesion; intermediate filament; hemidesmosome. The record is from RefSeq and is a predicted model, not a curated record. The coding region runs from base 190 to 17871 and encodes 5893 amino acids. Lineage: Eukaryota; Metazoa; Chordata; Chondrichthyes; Rajiformes; Rajidae.
GAGGCCCGUCUCUGUCUACCGUCAGCCUCUGGGAAAUAACAUGGUCUCUCCUUGCAGCCUCACCUCUCGCCAGGGAGUCACGGUGCCUAUCGCGAUUACCUCAGCAAGCUGGAUCUCCAGUACGCCAAGCUUCUGAACUCCUCCAAGUCCCGUCUGCGUAACCUGGAGAGCCUCAACACGUUUGUUUCCAUGGCAACGAAGGAGUUGAUGUGGUUGAACGACAAGGAGGAGGAGGAGGUGAAUUAUGACUGGAGCGAGAGGAACACCAAUGUGGCUGCCAAGAAGGACAACUACUCGGGGUUGAUGAAGGAGCUGGAGUCCAAGGAGAAGAAGGUCAACUCCAUCCAGAACACCGGAGAGAAGUUGCUUCGAGAUGGUCACGCAGCCAAGCAGACGGUCGACGCCUUCAUGGCUGCCCUGCAGACCCAAUGGAGGUGGAUCCUUCAGCUGUGUUGCUGCAUCGAGGCGCAUUUGAAGGAGAACACGGCCUACUUUCAGUACUUUGCAGAUGUGAAGGAUGCAGAGAAUUUCCUCACGAAGUUGCAAGAGUCCAUGAGGAGGAAAUACACGUGUGACCGAUCGAUGACCGUGACCAGGCUGGAAGAUCUGCUGCAGGAUUCCAUUGGGGAGAAGGAGCAGCUGUCUGACUACAAGGCGCACCUGAGUGGGCUGAGCAAGCGAGCCACCACCAUCGUGCAGCUAAAGCCCCGCAGCCCAGCCCAGCACGUGCGCGGCAAGAUGCCCCUCCACGCCGUGUGUGACUACAAGCAGAUGGAGAUCACGGUGAACAAGGGGGAUGAGUACGUGCUGGUGAACAACAGCCAGCCGAGCCGCUGGAAGGUGGUGAGUGGGUCGGGCAGCGAGGCCCUGGUCCCGUCCGUCUGCUUCAUCAUCCCACCCACCAACAAGGAGGCUCUCGACGCAGCCCACAGAUUGGAGAGCAGCCACCAGUCCAUCAUCAAUCAGUGGCAUCAGCAGCACACCGACCUACAGAGCCUCCUGCCCUGGCUCUGCCUCAACCGUGACAUGCACCUCAUACGCUCAUGGACCCUGCUGCUGUUCCGGAGCCUGGACACUGAGGAGUACCAGCGUCUGCUGACCUCACUGGAGCUGCAUUAUCAGGACUUCCUGCGGCUGAGCCAGGACUCGCACGUGUUUGGUCCGGACGACCGGCUGCAGAUCGAGAGGGAAUAUCGCCUGACUACGCAGCACUACGACAAGCUGCUCCACAGCCUGGAGAAAGGUGAGGAGGUGGAGCAGAGCUGCAAGACGUUUGUGACACAGCUGAAGGACAUCCGGCUGCAGCUGGAGCGGUGCGAAGAUAGAACCAUCCACAAGAUCCGGCAGCCACUGGCCCGCGACGCACUGCUGGACUGUGGGCAGCGGCUGAGAGACCAACAGAAAAUUCAUGCGGAACUGGAGGGGAUUAAAACAAAUCUCAACUCUGUGACUGAGAAGACCAGGAAGGUGCUGUCUGCCACGGAACAGCUCAGCAGUGCCCCUGUGCUCCGGUCUGAACUUGACCUCACACUGCAGAAGAUGCAACGAGUCCACAGCCUGUCCACCGUCUACCUUGAGAAGCUGAAGACCAUCGAGGUUGUGAUUCGCGUCACGCAAGAGGCUGAAGACCUGGUGAAGAAGUACGAGAAGCAGCUGAAAGAUGUGAACAGUGUUCCCGCUGAUAGCUCAUCUCUGGAGUCCUACAAACAACAGCUGAAGGCCAUGCGUGCGGAGGUGCAGGGACACCGGCCUCUCUUCGACAGCCUGGAAGGGGAGCUGGGCAGUGCACGUGCAGUGAGCGAGCGAAUGUUGCAGAACCACAGUGAGAGAGACGUGGACCUGGACCGGUACCGGGAGUCCGUGCAGCAGCUCCGCGACCACUGGCAGGCUGUCCUGGGCCAGAUCGACAGCCGUGCCCGCGAGCUGGAGCAGCUCGGACGCCAGCUCCACUACUACCGCCAGGCCCACGACUGGCUACUGCACUGGAUGCAGGGGGCCAAGGAGCGGCAGGAAAAGCUGCAGGCAGUGCCCAUCAAUGACAGCGGUGCAUUGAGGCAGCAGCUGCAGCAGGAGCAGAAAAUCUUGCAGGAGGUUGAGAAGAACAGAGAGAAGGUGGACGAGUGUGAAAAAUUUGCCAAGCAGUACAUCGAUGCCAUCAAGGACUAUGAGCUCCAGUUGGUGACAUACAAAGUCCAGAGUGAACCUGUGGCGUCUCCUGUGAAGAAGCAGAAGCUAGUCUCGGCAUCAGAAAACGUCAUUCAGGAGAUUGUGGAUCUGAGGAGUCGCUACAUUGAGCUGAUGACACUGUCCAGCCAGUACCUGAAGUUCAUCACUGUCACCCUGCAUCGGCUGGAGAAUGAGGAGGAAGCCGCUGAGAAGAUGAAGGAGGAGGAACGUCGGCGGCUGGAAGAGGUGGAGGCGCAGUUGGAGAGGCAGAAGGAGCUGGCUGCGGCCCACGCCAAGGCCAAGGUAGAGGCAGAGAAAGCAGCCAAGGAGCUGCAACAGAGGAUCGAGCAGGAAGUGACCAGGAGGGAGGCCGUGGCAGUGGAUGCUGAGCAACAGAAGCAGAACGUGCAGCAAGAAUUCCAGCAGCUGCAAAGCUCCUCCGAGAUGGAGAUCAGGAAAAAGACUGUCAUGGUGGAGGAGGUGCUGCUGAGCCGUACCAAGGUGGAGGAGGAGAUCCGCAUUAUCCACAUCCAGCUGGUGACAGCGCAGAAGCAGAAGACGGCAGCAGAAUCAGAGCUGCUGCAGCUAAAGAAUCGCGCAGAUGAGGCAGACCGGCAGAGGAAGAUGGCCCAGGAUGAGGCAGAGAGACUGCUCCGGCAGGUCAAUGAUGAGACGUCCAAGAAGAAGCAGGCAGAGGAGCAGCUGAAGGUGAAGAUCCUGGCGGAGAGGGACGCAGCUCGGGAGAAGCAGAAGGCCUUGGAGGACCUGCAGCACUUCAAGAACGUGGCGGAGGAGGUGGAGCGGAGGAUGAAGCAGGCAGAGAUUGAGAAAGAGAAGCAACUGCUGGUUACCCAGGAGGUGGCCCGGAAAAGUGCAGCGACUGAGCUGCAGAGCAAGCGCAUGUCCUUCGAGGAGAAGACACUACAGCUGGAGAUAUCCCUGCAGCAGGAGCACCAGACAGUGGCCCAGCUGCAGCAGGAGGCAGCCGAGCUGAAGAGGCUGCAGGGGGGCGCAGAGAUGGAGCUGGAGAAAUGGAGGCAGAAGGCCGACGAGGCUCUGCGCCUGCGGUUACAAGCAGAGGAGGUGGCUCUCCAGAAAUCACUGGCGCAAGAGGAGGCAGAGAAGCAGAAGGAGGAGGCGGACCGGGAGGCGAGGCGCAGGACAAAGACGGAGGAGUCGGCGCUGCGGCAGAAGGACAUGGCAGAGCAGGAGCUGGAGAAACAGAGACGGCUGGCGGACCAGACUGCCGGGCAGAAGCUGGCUGCUGAGCAGGAGCUCAUCCGGCUGCGGGCAGAGACUGACAACGGGGAGCAGCAGAGGCUGCUCCUGGAGGAGGAACUGUACCGACUGAAGAACGAGGUGAACCAGGUCCUCCACCAGAGGAAGCUGCUGGAGGAGGAGCUGGCCCGGGUGAAGGCCGAGAUGGAGAUCUUGCUGCUGCUGAAGGUGAAGACGGAGGAGGAGACCCGGUCCACCUCAGAGAAGACCAAGCAGAUCCUGGAGAAGGAGGCGGAGAGGAUGAGGCAGCUGGCCGACGAGGCGGGCAGGCUGCGUGCUGUGGCGGAAGAGGCUAAGCGGCAGAGGCAGCUUGCCGAGGAAGAAGUGGUGCAUCAGCGCAGCGAGGCAGAGAGGAUCCUGAAAGAGAAGCUGGCAGCUAUUAACGAAGGAACCCGUCUGAAGACGGAGGCUGAGAUGGUUCUGAAGGAGAAAGAAGCGGAGAACGAGCGUUUGCGGCGCCUGGCCGAAGACGAGGCCUUCCAACGGAAGCUUCUGGAAGAACAAGCCAUGCAGCACAAGCAGGACAUUGAGCAAAGGAUUCUGCAGCUGAGGAAGAGCUCGGAUGUGGAGCUGGUGCGGCAGAAGGUGGUGGUGGAGGAGACCCUGAAGCAGAGGCGCAUUGUGGAGGAGGAGAUCAGGGUCCUGAAGCUCAACUUCGAGAAGGCCUCAGAGGGCAAGUCAGACCUGGAGAUCGAGCUGGCCAAGUUGAAGAGGGUGGCUGAGGAGACUCAGCGCAGCAAGCAGGAGGCGGAGGAGGAAGCAGAGAGGCAGCGAGGGAUGGCGGGCGAGGAGGCGAAAAGGAGGCAGGAGGCAGAGCGCAGAGUAAAGGAGAUCCUGGCGGCAGAGGAGGAAGCAGGGCGUCAGCGGCAGGCAGCCCUGGAGGAGGUGAAGCGGCUGAAGAGGAGGGCGGAGGAGGCGUGGAAGCAGAAAGAGAUGGCAGAGCAAGAGGCAGACAAGCAGGUCAGCCUUGCCCAGGAGGCGGCCCAGCAGCGGCUAGUGGCCGAGGAGAAGGCGCACCAGGCAGCCGUGCAGGAGAAGGAGGAGGAGUUGCUGCAGAGCCGGCUGCAGGAGCAGAGUGCGCUGGGCAGCCUGCGGGAGCAGGCCGAGCAGGCCCGGCGACUGGCCGAGGAGGCCCAGAAGGCCCGGGUGCAGGCAGAGCGUGAGGCCGCCCUGUGCCGACAGCAAGCCGAGGAGGCGGAGCGGCUGCAGCAACAGGCUGAGCAGGAGGCUGGCCUCAAGGCCCAGGCUCAGCAGGCCGCCGAGCAGCAGAGGAAGGAGGCUGAGCUGGAAGCUGAACGGAGAGGACAGGCCGAGCAGGCAGCUCUGAAGCAGAAGCAAGCCGCUGACGCUGACAUGGAGAAGCACAAGAAGUUUGCGGAGCAGACCCUGCGGCAGAAGGCCAGCGUGGAGCAGGAGCUGACCAAGGUCAAGCUGCGUUUGGAGCAGACGGACCACCAGAAGGAGGUGCUGGACGAAGAGCUGCAGCGGCUGAAGGCUGAGGUGAGCGAGUCCAUGAAGCAGAAGAACCAGGCGGAGGGGGAGCUCCUGAAGGUGCGGGUACAGAUGGAGGAGCUGAUCAAACUGAAGGGCAGGAUUGAGGAGGAGAACAAGAUGCUGGUGCUGAAGGACAAGGACAACACCCAGAAGCACCUGGCGGAGGAGGCAGAGAAGAUGCGGCAGCUGGCAGAGGAGGCGGCCCGCCUCAGCGUGGAAGCCCAGGAGGCUGCCCGGCAGAGGAGACUGGCCGAGGAAGACCUGGCCCAGCAGCGGGCUCUGGCCGACAAGAUGCUGAAGGAGAAGAUGCAGGCCAUCCAGGAGGCGAGCAGGCUCAAGGCCGAGGCUGAGAUGCUGCAGAAGCAGAGAGACAAGGCGCAGCAGCAGGCCAAGAAACUGUCCAAGGACAAGCAGGAGAUGCAGCAACGUCGCCAUGAGGAGGCAGAGGAGUUCCAGAAGGCUUUGGAGGAGGAGCGGAGACGGCAGCAGGAGAUCAGCGACGAAGCCGAUCAGCUGAAGGCUCUGGUAUCGGAACUGACAGAUGCCCAGGGCAAGGCAGAGAGGGAGGCUCAGAAGUUCAAGGAUGAGGCAAAACAGAUCGACUUGAGGCUUCAUGAAACUGAGCAGAGCACCAGGGAAAAGAACAGCAUUGUGGAGAGACUGGAGCACAAGUGGAAGCAGAGCAAGCAGGAGGCGAGCGAGUUGCAGAAGGCUAUCGCUGAGCUGGAGAGUGAGAAGGAGAAGCUGAGGAAAGAGGCAGAGUUGCUGCAUCAGAAAACCAAGGAGAUGGAGGCAGGGAAAAAUAAAGAAAUUGUCCACACCACGCAGGUCCUUCAACAAUCCUUUCUCAGUGAAAAGGAGCUGCUCAUCAGAAAAGAGAAGAUGAUUGAGGCGGAGAAGCAGAAGUUGGAGCAUCUAUAUGAGGAUGAGCUGGAGAAAUCCAAGUCUCUGAAGGAUGAACAGAUGAAGGAAAUGAAGAGACUCAAGGACGACAAGGCCCGACUUCAGGAUAGUAUGGAUGAAGCACUCAGGAUGCAGAGAGAGGCUGAGGACCAAGUCCAGGAGAAGCAGAGAGAGCUUCUGGAAAUGGAGAAGAGGAGACAGGAGAAAGAGAAGCAGCUGGCUGAUGAGAACCAAGCACUCAGGGAAUUGCUGGAGCAACUGAAAGCUCAGAAGCUUGAAGUUAUAUCCAAAGAGACCGCCAAAGUGCAGGCAGCGACUGCCCCCACUCUGGGAGCUCUUGCCAACGGUCGGGAUGUGGUGGACUCUGCCCAGGAAAGUGCCGAGGCUGCGUUCUCCUUCAGUGGCCUGCGCCAGUCGGUGCCAGCCGCUCGCCUACAUCAGGUGGGCAUUCUCAGCAAGAAGCAGUUGGACAAACUGAAGAAAGGAUCCGUCUCUGUCAAGGAUCUGUCGCAGAAGGAAGAUGUUCAGAACUAUCUGCAGGGCAAGAGUUGUGUUGCUGGCCUGAUCAUUCAGCCCUCAAAGGAGAAAGUCAGCAUUUACCAGGCAAUGAAAAGGGGACAAUUAAAGCCCACCACAGCUACGGUGUUGCUGGAGGCUCAGGCAGCAUCCGGCUUCAUCAUUGACCCGGCAAAGAACAGGAAAUUGCCCGUCAACGAGGCCAUCAGGGAAGGUGUGGUCGGACCAGAGCUGCAGGAGAAACUGCUAUCUGCUGAGAGGGCAGUGACAGGUUACAGGGACCCCUACACUGGCGACCAGAUCUCCUUGUUUCAAGCAAUGCAAAAGGACUUGAUAUCCCCAAGUUACGCCAUCCGUUUGCUGCAGGCACAGAUUGCCACUGGUGGUGUCAUUGAUCCAGUGAACAGCCAUCGCAUGCCCCUGGCCCAGGCAUACAAACAGGGUAUAUUCACUGAGGACAUGAAUAAAAUAGUUGCAGGAGAUAGUGACAAUGCCAAGGCAUUCUUUGACCCCAACACACAGGAGAACUUAACGUAUCUCCAGCUCCUGGACAGGUGUCAGAAGGAUCAGGAAUCUGGCCUUUUUCUCUUGCCAUUGACCGAGGGAGCAGAGACAAAAAAGGGAGGAUAUACCAUGGAACAGACACACGACAUCUUCAAAACAGCCACUGUAUCUGUGCCAGUCGGGAAAUUCUCUGGGAAAACCGUGACAAUCUGGGAUUUGAUCAACUCAGAGUACAUCACCGAAGAACAACGCCGGGACCUUAUUCGUCAGUACAGGUCAGGAAAGAUCACCAUCGAACACAUCAUUAAAUUCAUCAUUACCACCAUUGAUGAAACUGAGACCAAGAAGCAGCUGCUCUUCCCUGGACUACGGGACAAGGUUCCUGCCAGCGAGUUGUUGGAAUCGAAGAUCAUUGACAAGAAGACGUUUGAUGGACUGCAGAAAGGAAAGGCAACACCUGAAGAUGUGAGCAAGUUGGAAUCGGUGCGGAAAUUUCUUCAGGGGUCGGAGAGCAUUGCUGGAGUGUUUGUGGAACCCACCCAAGAGACAAUGAGCUUCUAUGAAGCAAUGAAGAAGAACCUGCUGAGACCAAGAACAGCGGAGAUCUUACUGGAAGCUCAGGCAGCAACAGGGUUCCUUGUGGACCCUGUGCAGAAUCGCACCCUCACCGUCGAUGAGGCAGUGAAGGAUGGACUCGUUGGGCCAGAACUCCAUGAGAAGCUACUGGCUGCGGAGAAAGCAGUAACAGGAUAUACGGACCCUUACACCGGGCGUAAGGUCUCCUUGUUUGAAGCAAUGACAAAGGAACUGGUACCCAAAGACCAUGGAGUUCAGCUCCUGCAGGCUCAGGUGGCAUCUGGUGGCAUCAUUGACCCCAACACCAGCCAUCGGCUGCCCAUGGACAUGGCCUACAAACGGGGAAUGUUUGAUGAGGAAAUGAACCAGUUGGUGACCACUCCCAGUGAGAACACUAAAGGGUUCAUUGAACCAAAUACAGACGAACAUGUCACCUACCAACAGCUGAAGCAGAGAUGCAGAAGUGACCCUGAGACCAACCUUUCUCUGUUACCCCUGACGGAAGAAGCUGUGAAGAGAGUGGACCUUCACCCAGAGGAGGUCACCAAGGACGUUUUCCAAAAGGCUGUGGUGAGUGUCCCAUCAGGAAAAUUCGCUGGGAAAACCGUGACAAUCUGGGAGUUGAUCAACUCAGAGUACAUUACCGAAGAUCAACGCCGUGACCUAAUGUGGCAGUAUAGGUCAGGAAAGGUCACCAUCGAACACAUCAUUAAAUUCAUCAUUACCACCAUUGAUGAAACUGAGACCAAGAAGCAGCUGCUCUUCCCUGGGCUACGGGACAAGGUUCCUGCCAGCGAGUUGUUGGAAUCGAAGAUCAUCAACAAGAAGACGUUUGAUGGACUGCAGAAAGGAAAGGCAACACCUGAAGAUGUGAGCAAGUUGGAGUCGGUGAGGAAAUACCUUCAGGGGUCGGAGAGCAUCGCUGGAGUGUUUGUGGAACCCACCCAGGAGACAAUGAGCUUCUAUGAAGCAAUGAAGAAGAACCUGCUGAGACCAAGAACAGCGGAGAUCUUACUGGAAGCUCAGGCAGCAACAGGGUUCCUCGUGGAUCCUGUGCAGAAUCGCACCCUCACCGUCGAUGAGGCAGUGAAGGAUGGACUCGUUGGGCCAGAACUCCAUGAGAAGCUACUGGCUGCAGAGAGAGCGGUAACGGGAUAUACGGACCCUUACACCGGGCGUAAGGUCUCCUUGUUUGAAGCAAUGACAAAGGAACUGGUACCCAAAGACCAUGGCGUGCAGCUCCUGCAGGCUCAGGUGGCAUCUGGUGGCAUCAUUGACCCCAGCACCAGCCAUCGACUGCCCAUGGACGUGGCCUACAAGCGGGGAAUGUUUGAUGAGGAAAUGAACCAGCUGGUGACCACUCCCAGUGAGAACACGGUAGGCUUCUAUGAUCCAAACAUGGAUGAGAGCGUCAGCUACCAACGGCUGAAGGAGAGGUGCAGAAAGGAUGCAGGGUCAGGUCGGCUCUUGUUACCCUUGAGUGAGAAAGCAAUAUCAUCAAAACCUGUUUAUGAUGAAGAGCAGACCAGAGAUACAUUUGGGAAGACAACACUGUCUGUUCCAGCUGGCAUCUACUCUGGGAAAUCUGUCAGCAUCUUGGAGCUUAUUAAUUCGGAAUACUUUACCGAGGAGCAGAGGAAGGAUCUGAUUCGACAGUAUCGGUCAGGGAAGGUGACAGUGGAAAAGAUCAUCAGAAUUGUCAUCACGGUGAUUGAAGAGAAAGAAACAAAGAAAAAACCACAGCUGCUCUUCCCCGGACUACGGGACAAGGUUCCUGCCAGCGAGUUGUUGGAAUCGAAGAUCAUCAACAAGAAGACGUUUGAUGGACUGCAGAAAGGAAAGGCAACACCUGAAGAUGUGAGCAAGUUGGAGUCGGUGAGGAAAUACCUUCAGGGGUCGGAGAGCAUCGCUGGAGUGUUUGUGGAACCCACCCAGGAGACAAUGAGCUUCUAUGAAGCAAUGAAGAAGAACCUGCUGAGUCCAAGAACAGCGGAGAUCUUACUGGAAGCUCAGGCAGCAACAGGGUUCCUCGUGGACCCUGUGCAGAAUCGCACCCUCACCGUCGAUGAGGCAGUGAAGGAUGGACUCGUUGGGCCAGAACUCCAUGAGAAGCUACUGGCUGCAGAGAAAGCAGUAACGGGAUAUACGGACCCUUACACCGGGCGUAAGGUCUCCUUGUUUGAAGCAAUGACAAAGGAACUGGUACCCAAAGACCAUGGAGUGCAACUCCUGCAGGCUCAGGUGGCAUCUGGUGGCAUCAUUGACCCCAACACCAGCCAUCGGCUGCCCAUGGACGUGGCUUACAAGCGGGGAAUGUUUGAUGAGGAAAUGAACCAGUUGGUGACCACUCCCAGUGAGAACACGGUAGGCUUCUAUGAUCCAAACAUGGAUGAGAGCGUCAGCUACCAACGGCUGAAGGAGAGGUGCAGAAAGGAUGCAGGGUCAGGUCGGCUCUUGUUGCCCUUGAGUGAGAAAGCAAUAUCAUCAAAACCUGUUUAUGAUGAAGAGCAGACCAGAGAUACUUUUGGGAAGACAACAGUGUCUGUUCCAGCUGGCAACUUCUCUGGGAAAACUGUCAGCAUCUUGGAGCUUAUUAAUUCGGAAUACUUUACCGAGGAGCAGAGGAAGGAUCUGAUUCGACAGUAUCGGUCAGGGAAGGUGACAGUGGAAAAGAUCAUCAGAAUUGUCAUCACGGUGAUUGAAGAGAAAGAAACAAAGAAAAAACCACAGCUGCUCUUCCCCGGACUACGGGACAAGGUUCCUGCCAGCGAGUUGUUGGAAUCGAAGAUCAUUGACAAGAAGACGUUUGAUGGACUGCAGAAAGGAAAGGCAACACCUGAAGAUGUGAGCAAGUUGGAAUCGGUGAGGAAAUUCCUUCAGGGGUCGGAGAGCAUCGCUGGAGUGUUUGUGGAGCCCACCCAGGAGACAAUGAGCUUCUAUGAAGCAAUGAAGAAGAACCUGCUGAGACCAAGAACAGCGGAGAUCUUACUAGAAGCUCAGGCAGCAACAGGGUUCCUCGUGGACCCUGUGCAGAAUCGCACCCUCACCGUCGAUGAGGCAGUGAAGGAUGGACUCGUUGGGCCAGAACUCCAUGAGAAGCUACUGGCUGCGGAGAAAGCAGUCACGGGAUAUACGGACCCUUACACCGGGCGUAAGGUCUCCUUGUUUGAAGCAAUGACAAAGGAACUGGUACCCAAAGACCAUGGUGUGCAGCUCCUGCAGGCUCAGGUGGCAUCUGGUGGCAUCAUUGACCCCAACACCAGCCAUCGGCUGCCCAUGGACGUGGCCUACAAACGGGGAAUGUUUGAUGAGGAGAUGAACCAGUUUGUGACCACUCCCAGUGAGAACACUAAAGGUUUCAUUGAACCAAAUACAGACGAACAUGUCACCUACCAACAGCUGAAGCAGAGAUGCAGAAGUGACCCUGAGACCAACCUUUCUCUGUUACCCCUGACGGAAGAAGCUGUGAAGAGAGUGGACCUUCAUCCAGAGGAGGUCACCAAGGACGUUUUGCAAAAGGCUGUGGUGAGUGUCCCAUCAGGAAAAUUCUCUGGGAAAACCGUGACAAUCUGGGAGUUGAUCAACUCGGAGUACAUCACCGAAGAUCAACGCCGUGACCUAAUGUGGCAGUACAGGUCAGGAAAGGUCACCAUCGAACACAUCAUUAAAUUCAUCAUUACCACCAUUGAUGAAACGGAGACCAAGAAGCAGCUGCUCUUCCCCGGACUACGGGACAAGGUUCCUGCCAGCGAGUUGUUGGAAUCGAAGAUCAUCAACAAGAAGACGUUUGAUGGACUGCAGAAAGGAAAGGCAACACCUGAAGAUGUGAGCAAGUUGGAGUCGGUGAGGAAAUACCUUCAGGGGUCGGAGAGCAUCGCUGGAGUGUUUGUGGAACCCACCCAAGAGACAAUGAGCUUCUAUGAAGCAAUGAAGAAGAACCUGCUGAGACCAAGAACAGCGGAGAUCUUACUGGAAGCUCAGGCUGCAACAGGGUUUCUCGUGGACCCUGUGCAGAAUCGCACCCUCACCGUCGAUGAGGCAGUGAAGGAUGGACUCGUUGGGCCAGAACUCCAUGAGAAGCUACUGGCUGCAGAGAGAGCGGUAACGGGAUAUACGGACCCUUACUCCGGGCGUAAGGUCUCCUUGUUUGAAGCAAUGACAAAGGAACUGGUACCCAAAGACCAUGGAGUGCAACUCCUGCAGGCUCAGGUGGCAUCUGGUGGCAUCAUUGACCCCAACACCAGCCAUCGGCUGCCCAUGGACGUGGCCUACAAGCGGGGAAUGUUUGAUGAGGAAAUGAACCAGUUGGUGACCACUCCCAGUGAAAACACGGUAGGCUUCUAUGAUCCAAACAUGGAUGAGAGCGUCAGCUACCAACGGCUGAAGGAGAGGUGCAGAACGGAUGCAGGGUCAGGUCGGCUCUUGUUGCCCUUGAGUGAGAAAGCAAUAUCAUCAAAACCUGUUUAUGAUGAAGAGCAGACCAGAGAUACAUUUGGGAAGACAACAUUGUCUGUUCCAGCUGGCAUCUACUCUGGGAAAUCUGUCAGCAUCUUGGAGCUUAUUAAUUCGGAAUACUUUACGGAGGAGCAGAGAAAGGAUCUGAUUCGACAGUAUCGGUCAGGGAAGGUGACAGUGGAAAAGAUCAUCAGAAUUGUCAUCACGGUGAUUGAAGAGAAAGAAACAAAGAAAAAACCACAGCUGCUCUUCCCCGGACUACGGGACAAGGUUCCUGCCAGCGAGUUGUUGGAAUCGAAGAUCAUCAACCAGAAGACGUUUGAUGGACUGCAGAAAGGAAAGGCAACACCUGAAGAUGUGAGCAAGUUGGAGUCGGUGAGGAAAUACCUUCAGGGGUCGGAGAGCAUCGCUGGAGUGUUUGUGGAACCCACCCAGGAGACAAUGAGCUUCUAUGAAGCAAUGAAGAAGAACCUGCUGAGACCAAGAACAGCGGAGAUCUUACUGGAAGCUCAGGCAGCAACAGGGUUCCUCGUGGACCCUGUGCUGAAUCGCACUCUCACCGUCGAUGAGGCAGUGAAGCAUGGACUCGUUGGGCCAGAACUCCAUGAGAAGCUACUGGCUGCGGAGAAAGCAGUCACGGGAUAUACGGACCCUUACACCGGGCGUAAGGUCUCGUUGUUUGAAGCAAUGACAAAGGAACUGGUACCCAAAGACCAUGGAGUUCAGCUCCUGCAGGCUCAGGUGGCAUCUGGUGGCAUCAUUGACCCCAACACCAGCCAUCGGCUGCCUAUGGACGUGGCCUACAAGCGGGGAAUGUUUGAUGAGCAGAUGAACCAGUUGGUGACCACGCCCAGUGAGAACACUAAAGGUUUCAUUGAACCAAAUACAGACGAACAUGUCACCUACCAACAGCUGAUGCAGAGAUGCAGAUGUGACCCUGAGACCAACCUUUCCCUGUUACCCCUGACGGAAGAAGCUGUGAAGAGAGUGGACCUUCACCCAGAAGAGGUCACCAAGGACGUUUUCCAAAAGGCUGUGGUGAGUGUCCCAUCUGGAAAAUUCUCUGGGAAAACCGUGACAAUCUGGGAGUUGAUCAACUCAGAGUACAUCACCGAAGAUCAACGCCGUGACCUAAUGUGGCAGUACAGGUCAGGAAAGGUCACCAUCGAACACAUUAUUAAAUUCAUCAUUAACACCAUUGAUGAAACUGAGACCAAGAAGCAGCUGCUCUUCCCCGGACUACGGGACAAGGUUCCUGUCAGCGAGUUGUUGGAAUCGAAGAUCAUCAACAAGAAGACGUUUGAUGGACUGCAGAAAGGAAAGGCAACACCUGAAGAUGUGAGCAAGUUGGAGUCGGUGAGGAAAUACCUUCAGGGGUCGGAGAGCAUCGCUGGAGUCUUUGUGGAGCCCACCCAGGAGACAAUGAGCUUCUAUGAAGCAAUGAAGAAGAACCUGCUGAGUCCAAGAACAGCGGAGAUGUUACUGGAAGCUCAGGCAGCAACAGGGUUCCUCGUGGACCCUGUGCAGAAUCGCACCCUCACCGUCGAUGAGGCAGUGAAGGAUGGACUCGUUGGGCCAGAACUCCAUGAGAAGCUACUGGCUGCAGAGAAAGCAGUCACCGGAUAUACGGACCCUUACACCGGGCGUAAGGUCUCCUUGUUUGAAGCAAUGAGAAAGGAACUUGUAACCAAAGAUCAUGGAGUUCAGCUCCUGCAGGCUCAGGUGGCAUCUGGUGGCAUCAUUGACCCCAACACCAGCCAUCGGCUGCCCAUGGACGUGGCCUACAAGCGGGGAAUGUUUGAUGAGGAGAUGAACCAGUUGGUGACCACUCCCAGUGAGAACACUAAAGGUUUCAUUGAACCAAAUACAGACGAACAUGUCACCUACCAACAGCUGAAGCAGAGAUGCAGAAGUGACCCUGAGACCAACUUUUUCCUGUUACCCCUAACAGAGGAAGCAGUGAAAAGAGUGGACCUUCACCCAGAGGAGGUCACCAAGGAUGUUUUCCAAAAGGCUGUAGUGAGUGUCCCAUCUGGAAAAUUUUCUGGGAAAACGGUCACAAUCUGGGAGUUGAUCAACUCAGAAUAUUUCACCGAAGAUCAACGCCGCGACCUUAUCCGACAGUACAGGUCAGGCAAAGUAACCGUAGAGAAAAUCAUUACAAUUGUGGUAACAAUCAUUGAGGAACGUGAGGUGAAGAGAAAACCACAAAUUACUUUCGCUGGUCUAAGGGACAGGGUUCCUGCCAGCGAGUUGUUAGAAUCACAUAUCAUCAACAAGAAGACGUUUGAUGGACUGCAGAAAGGAAAGGCAACAACUGAAGAUGUGAGCAAGUUGGAGUCGGUGAGGAAAUACCUUCAGGGGUCGGAGAGCAUCGCUGGAGUAUUUGUGGAACCCACCCAGGAGACAAUGAGCUUCUAUGAAGCAAUGAAGAAGAACAUGCUGAGACCAAGAACAGCGGAGAUCUUACUGGAAGCGCAGGCAGCAACAGGGUUCCUCGUGGACCCUGUGCAGAAUCGCACCCUCACCGUCGAUGAGGCAGUGAAGGAUGGACUCGUUGGGCCAGAACUCCAUGAGAAGCUACUGGCUGCGGAGAAAGCGGUAACAGGAUAUACGGACCCUUACACCGGGCGUAAGGUCUCCUUGUUUGAAGCAAUGACAAAGGAACUUGUAACCAAAGACCAUGGAGUGCAGCUCCUGCAGGCACAGGUGGCAUCUGGUGGCAUCAUUGACCCCAACACCAGCCAUCGGCUGCCCAUGGACGUGGCUUACAAACGGGGAAUGUUUGAUGUGGAGAUGAACCAAAGCUUCUGUGAUGCUCGUGAUGAUGCCAAGAGAUUUAUUGAUCCCAACACUACGGAAGAAGUCACCUAUCAGCAACUGAAGAAUAGGUGCAUUUCUGAUCCAGGAAGUGGUCUGUACCUCUUGUCCAUGACGGAGGGAGAAAAGCCCAGAGUUGUUGAAAACCCAGUCUACAGCGCGGCUCAAAUGCAGAAGGAAUUUGAGAACACAAAAGUGGAAAUUCCUUCAGGGGCUCUGGGUGGGAAGUCGAUGUCAGUGUGGGAGAUCUUACAAUCUGAAUACAUCUCUGAGCAGGAGAGGACCAGGCUAACAAGAGAGUUUCAAAUGGGAAAGCUCACCCGAGAGCGUUUAGUGUUGAUAAUCAUCGAGAUCAUAGAGCGUGUAGAAAUUUACCAUGGAUACGAGAUGAUCAGCUUCCACAGCUUCCGGGGCAACGUUUCUGCAGAUCAUCUCUACGCCUCAGGAAUUAUUGAUCAGGAGACGCUCAGGAAACUGAGGGAGAGGCAGAUGACAGUGCAGCAGGUGUGUGAAAUGGAGAAGGUGAAGAUGUUCCUGUUUGGCACAGGUGCUGUCAGUGGCGUAUACAAGGCUGCUGUCAAGGAGGUGUCAAGUCUGUAUCAAGCCAUGAAGAAAGACUGGGUGAAACCAGAGGUGGCACUUUCUCUGCUUGAGGCCCAGGCCGCGACUGGCUUUAUUCUGGAUCCAGUGAAGAAUAUGCGCCUGACGGUGGACGAAGCUGUUAAGGAUGGCGUGGUGGGUCCUGAGUUCCACGACAAGCUGCUGUCGGCAGAGAGAGCUGUCACUGGCUACCGGGACCCGUACACGGGCAAGAACAUCUCCCUCUUCCAGGCUAUGAGGAAAGGGCUGAUUGGGAAAGACUACGCAAUUCGCUUGCUUGAUGCUCAGCUGGCCACAGGAGGAAUCAUCGACCCGCAGUACAGCCAUCACCUGCCUCUGGAAGUUGCAUUUCAACGGGGUUACCUGGACCGUGAGACCUACAACCUCAUCACAGACCCAGCCUCAGGGACACAAGGAUUCCUUGACCCCAGCACCGACGAGCUGUUAACUUACACUCAGCUGCUGGCAAAGUGCAAAACUGACGAAAAGUCAGGCCACCGUCUUUUGAACCUGACCGACAGGAAACGGUUAAUAUUCAAGGGUCUACGCAAACAGAUCACCAUGGACCAACUCCUAGAAUCAAAGAUCAUUGAAAGUUCCGUAGCUGAGAGGCUGGAGCAAGGUGAAACCACUGUGGAAGAAGUUAGUGACAGUAUCAGGAAAUAUCUGGAAGGCACCAGUUGUAUUUCAGGAGUGUUUGUCGAGGCCUCGAAGGAGAGACUGUCCAUUUACCGGGCUAUGAAGAAGGGCAUGAUCAGACCUGGGACUGCCUUCGAACUGUUGGAGGCCCAAGCGGCAACAGGCUAUAUGAUUGACCCGAUCAAAAACCUGAAGCUAACUGUUGCUGAGGCUGUCAAGGCAGGAGUGGUGGGCCCAGAGUUUAAAGACAAGCUCUUGUCAGCGGAGCGUGCCGUCACUGGUUACAAAGACCCAUAUUCAGGGAAGCUGCUGUCUCUCUUCCAAGCUAUGCAGAAAGGCUUAAUUGUGAAAGACCAUGGGAUCCGCCUGCUGGAGUCACAGAUCGCCACGGGAGGUAUCAUUGACCCUGAGCACAGUCAUCGUCUCCCGGUAGAGAUGGCCUAUGAGCGCGGGCUGUUUGAUGUGGAGAUGAACAAGAUACUGUUAGAUCCAGGUGAUGAUACCAAAGGGUUCUUUGAUCCAAACACAGAGGAAAACCUCACCUACUUGCAGCUGAUGGAGCGGUGUAUGGUGGAUUCGGACACUGGACUCUGCUUAUUGCCACUGAAGGAGAAGAAGCGAGAGAGGAAGACUUCUUCCAAGUCCUCAGUCCGCAAGCGAAGGGUAGUGAUUGUAGAUCCUGAGACAGGCAAAGAAAUGUCCGUGUAUGAGGCUUAUCGUAAAGGACUGAUUGACCAUCAGACAUACACCGAGCUGUCUGAGCAGGAGUGUGAAUGGGAGGAAGUGACAAUCUCUUCAUCAGAUGGUGUUGUAAAGUCAAUGAUCACGGACAGAAGAUCUGGGAAACAAUAUGACAUUGACGAUGCUUUGGCCAAUGGUUUGAUUGACCAAGGGUCUCUGGACCUGUACCGCUCAGGGGCUUUGUCCAUCACUGAAUUUGCUGACAUGUUAUCAGGAAACAUGAGUGGAUUCCGCUCGAGAUCUUCCUCAGUUGGAUCUUCAUCUUCAUACACAAGCCAACAGUCCAGCCCAAUGAGAAGCCACGUGGUUGCCUGGAGUGACCCAGUGGAGGAGACUGGUCCAGUUGCUGGCAUCCUGGACACUGAUACCCUGGAGAAAGUUUCCAUCACAGAAGCAAUGCGCCGAAACCUGGUGGACAACAUCACUGGCCAACGCCUGCUCGAAGCUCAGGCAUGCACUGGAGGAAUCAUCGACCCCAACACUGGAGAGAAGUAUUCGGUCGCAGAUGCUGUGGGCCAAAACCUGGUCGACAAGAUUAUGGUGGACAGGAUCAAUCUGGCUCAGAAGGCUUUCCAUGGGUUUGAGGACCCCAGAACCAAGUCGAAGAUGUCUGCUGCCCAGGCCUUGAAGAAAGGCUGGCUGUACUAUGAAGCUGGCCAGAGGUUCCUGGAGGUGCAGUACCUGACCGGAGGACUGAUUGAACCAGACGUGUCUGGACGGGUUUCCUUGGACGAAGCUUUGGGGAAGGGCACCAUUGAUGCCCGCACGGCACAAAAGCUAAGGGAUGUUGGGGCCUAUGCAAAAUAUAUCACUUGCCCCAAGACCAAACUGAAGAUUUCCUACAAGGAUGCAAUGGAUCGAUCCAUGGUUGAGGAAGGAUCUAGUCUGCGUCUGUUGGAAGCCUCUUCGCAAUCCUCCAAAGGAUACUACAGCCCCUACAGCGUGGGCGGGUCUGGUUCUUCGGCAGGAUCACGAUCAGGUUCCAAAACAGGAUCCAGAACAGGCUCCAGACGAGGGAGCAUUGAUGCUACUGGAUCUGGUUACUCCAUGUCCUUCUCCUCCUCCUCCUACACGUCCUCCAACUAUGGGCGGAGGCUGCCAGCCAGCAUCCCUGGGGGCAAGGCACUGAGUCAGACUUCCCCACAGUCCCUCUUCAGUCAAGGAGAUAGCCCAGCAUAGGUUGCCAGAGGUGGCAAUCAUGCAAUGCCAGCCUCCCCACCUCAGACCCACCACCCUGCUCUGCAACUAGAAACACCUCCAGCGGUCGCAGUUUAACGGCGAGCAACAGAAUCACUACGGGAAGUUGUGCAAAUAAAUUCAUUUUAAUUUUGCAUCACCUCAGUUCCUCUGAAUUUUAAAUAAUAUUGGAAUUUACAAUGGAUCAGAUGGAAUGUUGUGCACAUGUUUGGACUAAAGGAUCUAUUUAUGGGAAUUAUUUGAGUGUGUGCCGUUCCACUGGAUGGUCCUGUCGCUUUUUGCAGAGCAAGGUGGACUAAUCCUGAACCACUGCUGCCAGCUCCCACAGAAGCCUGGGAAGAUUGUAAUCUCGCAACUGUAAACCUUCUCGAUGAAUGCACUGACCACAACGUGCCCAGCUUUUUCUGCCUGUCAUCAGACAAAUGCUGCAAUUAUUAAUUGAACUGUAAUAAAGACAAUGCUGUUAAUCCAAA